Messenger RNA from Solanum dulcamara, 1679 nucleotides. RefSeq names its product berberine bridge enzyme-like 22. Gene Ontology annotation, molecular function: FAD binding; oxidoreductase activity. Bases 1 to 1608 code for a protein of 535 amino acids. The record is from RefSeq and is a predicted model, not a curated record. The transcript has a single exon. Lineage: Eukaryota; Viridiplantae; Streptophyta; Magnoliopsida; Solanales; Solanaceae.
AUGGGUAGCAUUAAAAUUCUCGUUAUUUUAGUCUUUUCACUUUUUUUGGCAAAAUGUUACUCCAAAGGUGAAGACUUUCUCCAGUGUCUUUUCAAAUACUCCAAAAACAACAUUACACAAAAUAUUUACACCCCAGGCUCCCCAACUUAUUCUUCUAUCCUGGAAUAUGCCCAAAAAAAUCCUAGAUGGUUGAAUUCUUCACACCCGCUCUUCAUUGCCUCCCCUAGGGAAGAAUCAGAAAUCAGGCCUGUCAUUCUAUGUAGUAAAAAAAUAGGCCUACAAAUGAAGAUCAAAAGCGGUGGCCACGACUAUGAAGGCAUAUCUUAUCGCUCUAAAUCACCGUUUGUUAUGCUUGAUUUAAGCAAUCUUAACAAAAUCAAGAUUGAUUUAAAUGAAGAAACAGUUUGGGUUCAAACAGGGGCGACCCUCGGCGAAUUUUACUAUGCAAUUGCCAAGAAAAGUAAAGUUCAUGCAUUUCCAAGCGGUGUCUGUUUCAGUAUUGGCACUGGUGGAAUCAUCAGUGGUGGUGGGAUCGGCGCAUUGAUGAGGAAAUUUGGCCUGGCAGCUGAUAACGUUGUAGAUGCACGUGUGAUGGAUGUCAAUGGAAAUAUUCUUGACAGAAAGAUGAAUGGAGAUUUGUUUUGGGCGAUAAGAGGAGGUGGAGGAGCAAGUUUUGGUGUUAUUCUAGCGUGGAAACUAAAAUUGGUUCGUAUCCCCGAAAAGCUUACUGUUUUCACUAUUCGUAGGAAGUUAGAGGGUAACAGAAAUCUCCUCCAAAAAUGGGAAAAGAUAGCACAUCAACUCCCUGAAGAUUUGUUAAUCAGAGUUAUUAUUCAAAAUGGCGUAUCCUCAGCAAAUGAUGCCAAAAAGUAUGUGGAAUUCUUAUUUCAGGCACAGUAUGUUGGACCUGUUGAUGAGUUAAUUCCUCUGCUUAAACAGUACUUCCCUGAGUUCAAUUUGGAGCGAAAAGAUUGCUUUCAAAAGAGUAAUACUGCUGGUGCAGAGAAAGAUUGCCAUGAAGUUUCCUGGAUUCAGUCGAUCUUAUAUUUCUUUUUCAGAAAACUAACUGAUCCACCAGAAACUUUGCUAGAAAAGAGUAUUCCAACGCACAAGAAUUAUAACAAAGGAACAUCUGAUUUUGUGAAGACUCCCAUUCCGGAAAGUGGUUGGGAAAUGAUAGAAAAAAUGUUCUUGGAAGAAGAAAAUCCACAGAUAAUUUUUGAGCCAUUUGGUGGAAAACUAGAUGAAAUCUCUGAAUCUGAGAUUCCUUUUCCUCAUAGAAAAGGGAAUUUAUACAAUAUUCAGUACUUGAUCUAUUGGGGCAAUAAUAGUGAGAGUAUAUCAAGCCAAAAGAUAGCAUGGAUGAGGAAACUUUACAAGGAAAUGGAGCCAUAUGUUGCAAACUCUCCAAGAACUGCUUAUCUGAACUACAGGGACCUUGAUUUUGGGACAAAUCAUGACGACUACAGCUAUUCUAAGGCCAAAAUAUGGGGUGAAAAGUAUUAUAAUGGCAACUUUGAGAGGUUGGCUAAAGUGAAGAGUAAGGUAGAUCCCAACAAUUUCUUCAGAAAUGAACAAAGUAUUCCACCUUAUUCUGCUAAUAUUUAGCUCAAGUUUCCUUUUACUCAAAUGUCACAUGUUUUUAGACAAGCCAGUUAGUGCUUGUGUCAAAUUGUAAU